AUGCACAGCCCACUAGGCUACCCGACAGUGCGCUCCUACACGACGACCACCAGCAACACGAACCGGCAGAUGAAGUCGCCGGGUUAUUCGGCUCGCCGCGAGCGUCUGCGUAUGGAGUCCGAACAGCAGGAGCAGUUGCUCAGACAACAGAAGACGAGUCGAAGUCGCAUCCAAGUCGGUUCAUCCAGUGAUCUCCAUCAGCAGCAAAUGCAACGACGACAGCACUACCACUCCAUGUCCACCAUUCAGGUAGGGUCGGCGCCUUCAUGA
Molecule: messenger RNA, 270 nt
Organism: Dibothriocephalus latus
Lineage: Eukaryota; Metazoa; Platyhelminthes; Cestoda; Diphyllobothriidea; Diphyllobothriidae
Source: the annotation of a GenBank genome assembly